Messenger RNA from Colletotrichum graminicola M1.001, 900 nucleotides. Its product is annotated as short chain dehydrogenase. Gene Ontology annotation, biological process: phosphatidic acid biosynthetic process; triglyceride catabolic process. The transcript is spliced from 4 exons. Lineage: Eukaryota; Fungi; Ascomycota; Sordariomycetes; Glomerellales; Glomerellaceae. Gene Ontology annotation, molecular function: acylglycerone-phosphate reductase (NADP+) activity; triacylglycerol lipase activity. The coding region runs from base 1 to 900 and encodes 299 amino acids. Gene Ontology annotation, cellular component: lipid droplet; endoplasmic reticulum. The record is from RefSeq and is a predicted model, not a curated record.
AUGGGGUCCCUAGCAAACGAUAAGACAGUUCUAAUCACUGGCUGCACCCCAGGAGGGAUUGGCCACGCCCUGGCUAAGGAAUUCCACGCCAAAGGCCUUCAUGUCAUCGCCACGGCCCGUCGACCCGAAGUCCUCCAAGACUUGAGCGACUUGGGGUUGUCGACCCUAUCGCUGGAUGUAGCCAAUUCCGAGAGCAUAGCCGCUUGCAAGAAGACUGUCGCAGAACUAACAGGAGGCCGUCUUGACUUCCUUGUUAACAAUGCUGGCGUUACCCACACAAUUCCUGCUACCGACAUCAACAUGGACGAGGUACGACAGACAUUUGAAACAAAUGUUUUUGGCGUCAUGGCCAUGGUCCAGGCCUUCGUCCCCAUGUUGAUCCCAACUCGGGGUCUUAUCAUUAUGAUUAGUAGCCUUUCUGCAAUCUCGCCUUAUGUCUUCGGUUCGGUGUAUACGGCUAGCAAAGGAGCCCUGAACUCCUACAGCCGCACCCUUCGCCAAGAGUUGCGUCCCUUUGGUGUUCGCGUCAUGAUUUCUAUGACAGGAACUGUCAAGAGCCAGAUUGCGAAGCUGAACCGUGAAUUGCCGCCAAACUCCCUUUACGCUCAGGCUAAAGAUAUUUACUCCAAACGCCUGACUUUCUCUCAGAACAACGCCACUGUUUCCGCAGAAGGCUUCGCGCAGCAACUCGUAGCAGAGGCAUUGAAAGGAGAAGGUUCGCUGGGUGGCUGGGUUGGUGGUGCGACAAAUUGGUUCUGGGCUGGAGGGAUGGCUGGAUCAGUUUGGCUUGCAAGACUGCUCUUUGGGGAGUGGCUACUGGAUGAACUUGCUUAUCGGAAGUUUGAGUUGUCUAGACUAGAGGCUAUUGUCCGCAAAGAGGGUAUGAAACGGCUGGACUAA